Molecule: messenger RNA, 1809 nt
Organism: Rhopilema esculentum
Lineage: Eukaryota; Metazoa; Cnidaria; Scyphozoa; Rhizostomeae; Rhizostomatidae
Source: RefSeq, a predicted model, not a curated record
AUGAAAAUGACUUCGAAUUAUUACGAAAGUUUAGAUGCAACUGAGAAGGCUAACUACAGAGCGAAACUCACUCUCAGCAGCGGCGAAGCAAUUCCAGAUCGAUACAUACUUCAAAGUGAAUGGAGCAAUGAUAUCGCUAACCUACCGGAGCUCUCUUGGAGAGAUGUUACUGAGUACCUAAUUGAUUCACCCAGCAACUUCAGCAAAGAGUCAAUGAAAGCCUACAAAUCACUUGAAGCCUAUGACUACUUUGUGUGCAAACAUGUACAGGACUGUUUUUACCACAAAAUAUCAGAUGCUUCAGAGUUCUGUUUCGUUAAAUCUGAGGUAUUACCUAGCCAGAGGCAAGGCAAAAAGACAUCAAUGUACAAUGUCUGGGUUUGUCUAAACAAGUUGCAUGGCUGGAUCUUAACAGCAAAUUGCACAUGUAUGGCUGGGCUAGGAUCAGCUUGCAGUCUUAUAGCUGCUCUUUUGUUUAAACUUGAAGCUGCAGCCCAUUUCCGUUUGAACCAGCCAACAGCAUCAACAAGCCUGUUAUGUGCAUGGAAAUCUUCAAAGAAACAUGUCAUACCUGCUCCUCUCUCUUCUAUUGACUUUAGCCAACCAAGAAAGAAGACAUUGCCAAAGCCUCAGACAAAUAUUACAGAAUACAAGAACUAUAGCUGUUUGGACCCAACAGUUGGAGAAGAUGCCAUUUCUGUGCAUAUGCUAAAAAAACUUCAUAAAAUAUACCCAAAAGCAGCUGUGUUUACUAGUUUGCCAUUGUAUGACAUUCUGGACAAUGAGGCUCAGUCUUCUGAAAAAGAUGCACAAAUGAUAUCUGGUUCUGGUAGUGAGACAGACACUGAUAUAGAAAACAGCGCUUACACAUUACCGGAACCACUAACAAGUCUUUUUGACCCUACAGCUAUUAAUAUGACAGAUGAGGACCUACAAGUGCAUGGAAGAAAGUUGUAUACUGAAUAUCGUGAAAGGAACUUUCAGAAGUCCUAUGACAAUCUUUUUUGGAAAACCAAAGAUCAGAGUGCAAAAAAAGAAUGGAUGUUGCAUAGAGCUGGAAGAAUAACAGGCUCGACAGUGAAGAAUGUUGCCAGAAUGAGGGACAGUCAAUCCCUUAUUGAAACGAUUAUGCAAUACAGGCCAGGCUUUUCCUCAAAAUACACAGCCCAUGGAAAGCAGAUGGAACCUGUUGCACGAGAAAAAUUUGAAAAAGAGGAAGGUAUGAAGCAUACAAAUUUCAAAGUUGAGCAAGCUGGACUGUUGAUUAAUGCUGAAAUACCAUAUUUAGGUGCUUCUCCUGAUGGAAUUGUGAGCUGUGAUUGUCAUGGAAGGGGAGUGCUGGAAAUAAAAUGCCCUUACAAUUAUAAGGACAGCUUUGAAGGAUGGGCUGAAGAUAAUAAGUUUCCUAUUGAUCCUGAGUACAAAAUGAGGGAAAAUCAUCGCUACUACUAUCAAAUUCAAUUACAGAUGGAGCUAGCUGGUGUUGACUUUGGAUAUUUUUAUGUUUUCUCUGCAGGGGUGGAUGAGGCCAUGCUGUGUUUAACUAUAAAAAACAAAACCUUUAUGGAAGAGCUCAAAAACACUCUUUUUAAUAAAUUUCUACAUACUAUUUUGCCAGAAGUAGUAUCAAGAAAACUAGACACAGGACACAAACAUGAUCGAAAACUUUUCUGUAUAUGUAGAGGACCAGAAUUUGGUAAUAUGAUAACAUGCAAAAAUCAGUCAUGUGAAAUAGGAAGAUAUCAUUACAGCUGUGUAAAUAUAAAAAGAGCCCCACGCAAUGGAUGGGUUUGUCAAAACUGUGCAUGA